This is a messenger RNA of Neohortaea acidophila, 751 nucleotides long. RefSeq lists its product as uncharacterized. The record is from RefSeq and is a predicted model, not a curated record. NCBI's taxonomy places the organism in Eukaryota, Fungi, Ascomycota, Dothideomycetes, Mycosphaerellales, Teratosphaeriaceae. Bases 122 to 586 code for a protein of 154 amino acids. The transcript has a single exon.
GCACGUGGGCUGCUUGGCUCCGCCAAAUGGAACUUCAUCUCACGACUCGAAACUACGUUGGCAAGGUAUCGUUACUGUCCAUGCUUGAUACGGCGCAGCAUGGAAGCAGCAUGGAAGCAGCAUGUCACCAUUCUGCGACAACCCACGAGUCGCGCCGAGCCAUGCGAAUCGAGGCCGAGGACCGGCGAUGGAAAGCAAGGGCAAACACUCGUGGCGUGCUCAGGUUGCCUCCAGCUGGAGUCUGGCGCCACCCUACAAACUUCGAUGGUGUGAUGGUCAGCUGCGCUCGCAAGCCCCAUACAGAGGCGCACACCAUAAGCACGUAUACCCGCACGCGAUAGGUUGUCCGUCACGAGGCGCUGCCCUGGUUGCUUUCAUCCCAUGCCGAAUGGCUGUUACUACGGUUGUGUCAUCAUCGCGCUGGGCCGGGAACGGAAGAGCAACGAUCCAGACCCCGGGCCGCCAAGACGAACACAAUAUGCAUCGCCUGCGCGAAAAGUAUAAAGCAAACAGACUUCCGAACAUGCAUACUCUCGGGGCAGUCGGCUGGCCUGAUGCAUGCUCUGCGCGUGUUCAACAUGCCUGAGCGUCGGCUAAAAUGCACUCUGUCAGAAAGCCCCACGGGCGCCGUCAUAACUAUCGUUAACUUAGCGGAUUCUAUCAUGGCGGAUCGCGGAUCGUGGGCCAAGAUCUAUCCAAGCAACGGCGUCUUUAGCCACAACACUUAUCUCGACCUCCUCUCUUCCUCGAG